Messenger RNA from Ornithorhynchus anatinus (platypus), 2444 nucleotides. It is a transcript of the gene EPS8L3, whose product is annotated as EPS8 like 3. The transcript is spliced from 20 exons. Gene Ontology annotation, biological process: positive regulation of ruffle assembly; Rho protein signal transduction; regulation of Rho protein signal transduction. Gene Ontology annotation, molecular function: actin binding. Lineage: Eukaryota; Metazoa; Chordata; Mammalia; Monotremata; Ornithorhynchidae. The coding region runs from base 136 to 2121 and encodes 661 amino acids. Gene Ontology annotation, cellular component: ruffle membrane; plasma membrane; vesicle. The record is from RefSeq and is a predicted model, not a curated record.
GAAGAGUGGGCACCUGCUCAUUCUCCUCUGCCCCUGCCUUCCCCUGCCUUUCCGGAGAAGGGGCGACCCCUGCUGCCCUCGCCCCAUCCACUGACAGGCCCAUCGGGGCCCCUCACCCUGAGCACCAGGGACAGGAUGCGAGGACCGGUGAUGGAUCACUUUAGCCACCAGGAUGACCCACCAUUCCAGGAGUCCAGGGCCUUGCUCUCCCGUUCCAAUAGCAUGACCCGGCCCAGCAGCAAAUCAAUUUACAAGCAGAGAAAAGAGUAUUCACAAGCCAUGGCUGUCAAACAAUCCAACUUCCAGCACCGAGUGGAGCACCUGCUGACCUGCAAACUGGACUCGCGGGAGAUGCAGGCCGCAGAGGAUGUGAUGCGACAGCUGCACUUGAUGGAGGCGCAGGGCCGGGUCUGGGGCCAGGAGGUGUUGCUGCAAUCCAAAGACCACCAGCUGCAGCUGCUGGACAUCGAGACCAGGGAGGAGCUGGACUGCUACCCUUUGGAUGGCGUGCAGGAGCUGGACGCUGUGCUCAACAGCUGCUCCUACGACUCCAUCCUGUCCAUCACCGUCCAGGAGUCGAGCCAGGCCCAAUCCAGCGUCCUUCUCUUUCAGUGCCAGGAAGUUGGGGCCGAGCUUCUCAAGUUCAACCUGCAGAAGGUGAUAGAUGAGAGGAAAGGCAGCCAGCAGUACAGGAGCAACCUGGAGGCCAUCGUGGCCCAACAGAGCCGGGCUGGGCCACCACCCUGGCAAGGGGACGGCGGCUGGAGAGGGGACGGCGGAUGGAGAGAGGACGGAGCCGGGAGAGGGGACAGAGGCGGGCAGAGCAACAGUGGCUGGAGAGAUGACAGUGGCUGGAGAGGGGACAGAGGAGGGCGAGGCCCAGGGGUCAGCCCGAGCAGCAGACAUCAGGAUGGAUGGGCCGGGCCCCCCUCGCCCGGGAACAUCCCUGUCCAGGAGCCACCCGCCUGGAGCCCCUCCUCUCCACAGCAACCCCCGUGGGCACCCCCUCAGGAGCCACCAUCCCAGGGACGCACUGAGCGGAGUCUUCCGGCCCCGCAGUAUCCCAGCACUCAGGAGUGGAGGGGCUACAAUGCACCGCCCCAAGAACCUCAGCCACCCCAGGAUGUGGAGAAAGAGAUGGAUAUUCUGAACCACCUCCUGGCUGACAUCGAGCUGUUCAGUGAGAGCGUGAGGGAGGCCAGAGAGAAGAUGGAUAAGAAGCGGAAACUGAGGAAGAAGAAGAACAAAGGAGUGUCUCUCCCACUGCCGCAAUUUGAGGACUAUUUCCAGAAGGUCAAGUGUUCCUUCAACCUGUUGGGCAUGCUGAGUCCCAAUAUGCAGCAGCCAAGUUCCAUAGACCUGGUGCACAUUCUCUUCCAAACCCUGACUUACGUCCUGUCUAACUGUCCCGAGCGCAACCUGGCGGUCUCUGUGGUGAUCCCCCUGCUCACCCGCUCAGCCAUUGAUCUGCUACAGGAGUGUCUGAACCCCGAGGAGGCUGCAGUGUGGGAAUCCCUGGGCCAAGCCUGGAGCACUCCAAGGGAUUUCUGGCCAGAGGGAGCUUCCCUGCCCUCCUACGUGCCCCACUUCUACGACGCCUGGCAGCCUCCCAAAUCCUCACUAGGGGACGAUUUCUCAGGUUCUACCCAGGCCCCAGGGAGAACCCAGAGCUUCAGAAGCCAGCCCUCGAGGCCCCAGGACUCCUCCUCCAGUUCACCUUUGCGCAUGAGGGUUCUGUACGAGUUCCAAAGUAGAAACCCCCGGGAGCUGACGGUGUCACAGGAUGAGAUGCUGGAGAUCCUGGACCAGAGCAAACAGUGGUGGCUGGUGAAGAACAGGCAAGGCCAGACAGGCUACAUCCCCAACAACAUCCUGGAGGCCGCUCAGCCACGAGGACAGGGCCCAAUGCUGCGGCCCAGUUCCCGGCCUGAGGAGGUGACCGCCUGGCUCCAAGCAGAGAAAUUCUCCACCAUCACCGUGAAGGCGCUGGGGGCUUUGAACGGGAGGCAGCUGCUGCAGAUGGGACCCCGAGAAUUGCAGAUGGUGUGCCCAGAGGAAGCCCCUCGCAUCCUGUCCCGGUUGCAGCAAGUUCAACAGGAGGCCCCGAGGAUGGGCCCCUAAGGGUCCCAGCAUCCCCCCGGCCGGUGGGACCCUCCUCCUCCACUGCUGAUGGCAAGAGCAGUUGCGCACCCCGCUCCCACCCAUCCCAUCCUCUAACCUUUGGGGUGAGACCUCCCUUUCCCCAACGGUCCCCGGCCCCCCACCUUGGGUGAGGUGGGGCUAGGCCUGAGGGAGGUGACUGAACCCUAGGUCCGACGGCCACCUCCAAACCCCAAGUAAUUAUUCCCUCUAUCUCGGCCCUCAGAGCCCUGCUGGAAGCAGGCCAGACCCCACCUGGCACCUCCUUUCACCCUUUCCCCUAAUAAAUGAACCCCUGCACCUUG